Lethenteron reissneri (Far Eastern brook lamprey) is the source of this 918-nucleotide messenger RNA. RefSeq names its product zona pellucida sperm-binding protein 3-like. Gene Ontology annotation, biological process: egg coat formation; binding of sperm to zona pellucida; positive regulation of acrosome reaction. The record is from RefSeq and is a predicted model, not a curated record. Gene Ontology annotation, cellular component: extracellular matrix. Lineage: Eukaryota; Metazoa; Chordata; Hyperoartia; Petromyzontiformes; Petromyzontidae. Gene Ontology annotation, molecular function: acrosin binding.
AUGGAGACCACGAGGGCUUUGUUUGCGACUUUUCAUGGCUUCACUGACCACCUGUGUCACUGUUUGGGUAACUCUCGCGUCUCGUCCCGUGCGGAACCGCCAUCUGCAGUGGCCACCUCCGCCACGGUGAGUGUGGUGUGUGACGAGGCGACGCUCACGCUGACCGUGAGCAGGGACCUGUUCGGCACGGGUCACCUGGCCCAGGCGAGUGACCUGUCCCUGGGAGUGCCAGCCUGCCCCGUCACUGGGAGCGACGCCCUUGCUGGGACGGUGACGUUCCUCUACGCACUGGAAAGCUGUGGCAGCAGCCUCCAGAUGAGUGCAGAGCUGCUGUCUUACGAGAACUACCUCUACUACCGCCCCACGUCCAACACGGGCAUUAUCCGCACAAACUACGUCGCCGUGCCGGUCGUUUGCCGCUAUCCCAGGCGAGGGAACGUGUCCAGCAAUGCCAUCAAACCCACAUGGAUUCCCUUCAGCAGCGCCAAGGUUAUGCAGCAGCAGCUGAGCUUCACGCUGAGGCUCAUGACCGACGACUGGAGUGUGGCGCGACCUUCCACCGUAUACCAGCUGGGCCAGACUCUGCAUGUCGAGGCGAGCGUGCAGACACUGAACCACGUUCCACUCCGGAUCUUCGUGGUCAGCUGCUUUGCAACCCCGGUUCCGGACAGGAACUCUCCCCUCAGCUACCAAAUAAUUUCUAACUCUGGGUGUCUUGUGGAUGGCAAAGUCUCGUAUGAUGCUCACCUUACUUCUGGCUUCCUGCUCCGGCAAAGUGACAACGUCCUUCGCUUCUUCAUAGAUUCCUUCCGCUUCCUUACGACGUUGACCAACAAUGGCGAUCAGGUGAUCUACUGUUAUGCAGGCCUCGACAGAAACCACUUUUUUAGCCACGUGGUAGUCAUUGUGGUUGAGUAA